UUCCAGCUAAAUCAGUGCCACGCUCCUCCAACGUCCAAGGUUGAUAAUUAGCCCUAUAAUUAUCAGAAAAUUCAGCUUUUCUUUUUAUUGGAGAAAUGAGUGUGGUAGUGUAACUGCGUCGGAAUUAACCUGUCAACAUAAUGUAGCUGAAAGUGGUCGGAGUGUGGGUUUUUUAGGUUUGCUUUAACUAGAGAAUAAGGAGUUAGUGAUAGUAACGAUAACUAAGUUCUAAAACUGGCAGUGACUACUGUAGAACUAGCUUACAUUUACUAACGGUUUACUCUCAACGUUACUCUAACAGCGACGAACCGUGAAGUGAGCUGUUUAACCGUUUUCUAAACCCCCAGAACCCUGUUUACUGAUGGCGGUUUGUUGUGGUGUGUGUGCCAUGGUGACACAGGGGUGGGUCUUUUCUCCUCUUUAGUUUUGCUGUUUUCAAGGCAACCGACCCAUGCUGUGAAAUCUGCCCAUCAUGAAAUCCCUCAAGUCUUCUUGGUCAUCUCAUCUCCAGUAUCGACCCAUUACUGUGUUUGUACGAGGUAUUGCAUCCAAAUGCUUCCUGUUCCUCAGCACUGAAGAGUAAUCACUGAGUCUGUAGCUGUUACCUCUGGACUGCCACCAGCUCAAUGACUUCUACCGCAAUUUGUAAACUUCCUCCACCAUGGUUUUGAAAGUGGCUACAGAGCCAAAGAAACUAAAAAAGAUGCUAAAGGUUCCCAGGCCUGGCUGAAACAGUAACUGAAGUCAAAACAAAGAACUGAGGGAGGCUGCAAGGUGAAUGGAAACAAGACAGAACACCACAGCAGGGGUUCUGUUCUGGACCCCUGCCCCGGUCCACUCCUCACCUAAUAGCACUGCUAUAUCAGAGGAUGAGUGGGAUGAAGAGGAUGAAGAACAGGCAGAAGAAGAGGAUGACGUUUUUAGUCAAAUGGAUGAGAAUGGUAUCAUUGGACUGUCAGAGGCACUUGAAAAUGUGGAAUUGGAGGAAUGCAAUUCAGAUGGGUGCCCUGGAUCCCUCACCCCAGAGGAGGCAGAUUAUAGUGUGGCUGAGAGGGACACACCGUCUGAGGAGAUGAUCUACAAGCUGAGUAAGCAUCUGUCGCACCAUAAACCAACAGAAGAAGAUACAGGAAAACUGUCAUCCUAUGAGUUAAAAACGUGGUCAGAGGAUAUGGAGGUGAGGCGGAGAAUGGAGGAGCAGGUAGCAGAGCAUCUUUCUGAGUGGAACAAACACCACGACACGACGAAUGAUGACAAAGAUGGAGAAGAGAGAGGGAGGAGUGAUUGGAGUAAAAAGAAAUUUGAGCACACUAGAACAUCAGGGGAGCUUGGAAGAAAGCUGGCAGGACUCGCUGAAGGAUAUCGUGAUAAAGAAGAGAAAAAAGAGAUCAGCUCAGGACAAUCUUCUAGCGUUCAGCUGUAUGCUGUGGACAGUGUCUCCUGUCCAGCCUCCCGUUCUGCCUUACCCAUUGCCGCUUCCAUUUUGCCCCAUCGUCUGCAUUUCACUGCCGAGGAAUUAAAUACUGCCCCAGGAAUUGAAGCUGAAACCUUUCCAGAAAUAAGCUUUACAGAAAGUUUUCAAGAGUCUAACAGUAGCCACGUGAGCCUCAACUCCAGUCCUCGCUGUCCCGAGAUAAAGCUCAGGGCUUCACCUCAGCCAGCAGCAUUGUUUUCUGAACAGGUCAUCUCAAAUCAUUACAGGAGAUUAAGUAAUGGCCCUGGAAAAGAAUCAGGAAAGAGAGAUAAGGAGCAUAGUCACCCCACUCCCACACCAAGAAAGAUAAGGAAGCACUCUCCUGAGGCUGCAUAUUCAAGAACUCAUUCCCCCGGCACAGUCAGGCCCAACAAACAACAGAACACACGUCGUGACAGGGACGUGGUAACGCCUAGAACCAGGAGCAAUGCUGUUGCAGAGGACGAAUCUAGAAAGGGGCCUCUGAGUUACCACACACCAGACUUCUCGAAGGUCGAACCCAGAGUUCAUUUUCCCAAAGGCGGUUACAAGCCCCCCAAGAGCAGGUCCUCGUUAACGAGGAAGUCCUUAUCACCCGAGCCACCUAUAGUCUUCAAAUCCCCUGCUGAUAUAGUGAAAGAAGUCCUACUGAACACCGCUGGUGAAUCUCCUACCUCGCCAGAUUCUGACAGACAGGCAACCAGUGCAAUCAACGCUAUUGUGCCUCAGGAGUUCAGAUGCCACCAGCAGGCCACCACACUGGUCAAUCAGCUUCAGGAAGACUACGACAGACUGCUGACUAAGUACGCUGAGGCAGAGAACACCAUUGAUCGUCUGCGUCUGGAAGCCAAGGACAGAAAUUUAGAGAAUCAGCAUCCCAGGUCCAGGCAGGCUCAGCGCAUCAUAGACAGAGCAGUUAACCUGUACUCUGACCCACCAAAUCCUGGCCACUGCGUGCAAUCAGGACUAAACUGCGGUGCUUCAAAGUUGCUAAAAUUUGAUUUUCCUCGGGCUCAGAAACCCACGACAGAUCAGGGAAGUUCAGCUACCGGUCCUACCGAACCAGGCUCUAAGCUUGGACAGCAGCUAGCCAAUAUUCUGUUCAGCCAGGCCGAAACAUUUCUGCAGCAGCUGCAGACGUUUAAGGAUCUCCUUAAAAGCAAAAAACUUCAACCUUUUGAACAAACUGAGGGUAUGGCUCAGCUUGCCGAGGGGCUCGAAUCUUUGGAGAGGGGAUACUUGUUGGCGAGGGAUGAGCACAAACUCCUGCAGCAGCGAGGCAUAGAAAUCAGCCAGUUUGACCCAGAACGGGAGUUAGAGGGGCUGAUCUUUCAGUGUGGGCUGCGUACGGACGAGCUGAAGGAGCAGGUGGAACAGAUGCAACCGGAUCAGCCCACCUGGAUUACUCCUCCCUCUCCACCUCCUCAACCAACCACACCAUCUGCCCUCUCUGUGGAUGUUGUAACCUUCACUCACCCACAGGUCCUGCCUGUGCCUCUGCUCUCUGGGGCAGCGGAAGCAGAAGUGAGCUCAGCCUGUAAAGAGAACGAUGAAGAGAAGUCCGAGGGAGAGGAUGAAGAAACUCUCUACCUCAAUCCUCUGAAGGGCAAAAUUAAAAGUGUUGCAGAGGACUUUACCAUGGCAGUGAAUCACUACCGAAGCAUCAAGGAGCUUCCCAAACUUCUAGAGCGUAGCCUGAAUGAAGCAGUUCUCUCCUCUCCUGCUUUAAGAACUAACAUGCAGUCUGAACACAAGGACAGACAGGAAACUGGAAACAAUGAAGUCUGGAAAACUCUCUCUCAGAGGAAUGCACAAUCAGACCAUCAGGGCUAUUCUUCUGACGUGAACAAACAGCAAAACAGCAGGUCCAGUCCUCGCCCGGCCUCCAGCCGGCUCAUGAUGUUUCCUGUUUUUCGUCAGAGUAACAUAAAGAAGGUAGAGGUGGGAAAGUCUCACAGCAGCAGUCUGAGUAGCCUCGGAGAUGUAAAAGUGUCAGAGGUGAGGAGCUCCGAGGUUCAGGCUGGGGGCAGGAGAGUGUUUUCUCAGGAUGGUAUCAUCUCUCCAGAGACAGACAGCGGGUUUGUUGGUUCAGAGAGCAGCCGUCUAACUCCUGCAACUUCCAGUCCUCUCCACCAGAGGGCAUUAGAGAGCGGUGUUCCAGUGCCUCAGGAAGGAAGCACGAGUCUUCAGACAGGCCGAGUCUUUGCACCAUCUCAUUUUUCCUCACCGUUGCACAGUCAUACAGCUAAAGACCUGAUUAUGAGCUCCCGACUUAGCCUCAGCCUCGACCAACCACAGAGAUGCAGAAGGGCAGUGAGAAGACGCACCUCCUCCUGCUCUCCAAAGCGCUGUGUCAAUCUGAGACAACAAAGGGUGGCGAGUGGCAGCAGUGAGUUUGGACUUGAAAGUGACGGCACUCGCAUUGACUCUGAAGGUGAAAAGACUGACCAGUACAGCAAAUCUAUCAAUUUCCUCGACAGCUCACACUCAAGCUCUUCCACCACUACUCAGCACCACCUUUGCGAUUCUCCACGAGCAAGGAGUUCCAGUCAGAACUGCAUUGAUGCAGUCCAGAUACUGCAGGCUGAGGUAACCAAACUGAAGGAGAGACUAGAAGAUAGUCUGAGAAACAAGAAGCCUAUCAGCUCUAUUAGAUCAGCUCCAUCAACUCAGGAUAACAGCUCUAAUCAAAGCUCCUCUUCAUCUUGCUUCAGGUCUAGAGAGCAGCGGAGUGAUGUCAGUGCAGGGAAAAGAGAAACACAGAUGGUGGACGAGGUUGCGGAGGAGUCCACACAGAGACGAAUAGCCAGGAGAAAAUCUGCUAUAAACCAACAAAAGCCACAACAUGAUUACUUGACAAGAUCGGCGCUGCAGCCCUGUGCACCACAGCCUCAGGUGUCCAGAUGCACUCAAACAUCUGCAGCACUAGACAGCUGCUCUUCCCACACAACUACUGUCUACAGCAGGCGAACACAGCACAGGAAGCAUCCUGUUGUUUCUGUGUCUGAAAAAGGAGAUGAACCUGACAGCAGAAGAAGUCAAGCUCCUGUUUGUUCUCAGUGUUUGUCAUUUCACAGAGCAUCCCCUGAACGACCAGCUGGUGGCGGUAGAGAGAUGCUCCAUUCCUCCACUUGCUGCCAUCAAUGUCCUCUCUGCGGACGCCUCGAAUCAUACAAAGUCAUUAAGCCAGACAGUCACAGACUCUCCGACACUUCCACACACAUAAAGUACCAGCCAGCCCAGUCCCCUGAUGGAGCAGUGGGGAGCAGGUUCUUUGCAUCUGCAGCUCCACCUGCACUGCUGCAGUGCAUGCCAGUGUGCCCUCCACCACUCCUGUUGUACUCGUCCCCCCUCUACGUCUCUCCUAACAGAACUCCGAUGUCUGCCGAGGUCACUGGUCCUGGGGAGGUGAGGAGGAGGACGAAAAGACGCUCACUGUCUGUUGACAGGGAGCGCUCGUUGGACAGCUCACUGAACAAAGCCAUCAGAGCAGCUCGACACAUGAAACACACCUCCAGGCACAUGGCUGGCUCGUUGGCAUCUGGACUGCAGUACCAGGAGCUGCUCACUCAGUCCUGCAGCUACUAGUGUGAACUGUCAUCACAGGCACUAAGACUGAGAGUCAUUAACUCAAAAGCAGCUGCAGAACGAGGCACGAGCCAAAAGAACUGAGUCGGACCAAAGUGAAUAUCUCAAAUCCUCUUUGUAAGUUUUCUUUGCUGAUGUUUUCAAAGAUAGUUCUCUCCCCCGCCCUGCUCAGGUGGCCAAAGCGUGUAUUUUUAUCUGCUGGUAAACAUUACAAUAACUCUGUUUACACUAUUAUGUCUUAUAGAUCAUAUUUAUUUUCAAACCUAUGACGUACUACAGAGACCUGUAUAUUCUCAUGAAUUAGUUCUGCACUUUGAGCCAUUUCUUGAUCAUGUGACACUAGUUUUCAGAAAUCUGAAAUUAACCUCAGUCUUAUUUUAGUCGCUGUAGAAAUUCAUUUUCUGAUGAUGUAGAAACUCUUUCUGCUGUAAAUGAAAUGCACUCAUGAGCCAUGAGCUCAGUUUUAGAUGGUCAUUCUUCAAACCAUAAUCAUUUGAUGUACCAAGGGCCUCAGAUGCUGGAUAUCAAAGGUUUUUUGUCUGUAUAGAUGAUAUAUUUUAAAAUGCGAUGUUCUAGAUAUGCUUUUUGUACUUUGUUUUUUUAUUUAUUGCUCAUUUGUGCCGAUGUCGAUCCAACGUCAUUUUCACUACUCUGUAAUGAAAAAAAAAAAAGAAUGACUGUGUGU
This is a messenger RNA of Pundamilia nyererei, 5726 nucleotides long. It is a transcript of the gene akna, whose product is annotated as AT-hook transcription factor. Gene Ontology annotation, cellular component: centrosome. Lineage: Eukaryota; Metazoa; Chordata; Actinopteri; Cichliformes; Cichlidae. Gene Ontology annotation, biological process: epithelial to mesenchymal transition; neuroblast delamination; neuroblast division in subventricular zone. Bases 779 to 5041 code for a protein of 1420 amino acids. The record is from RefSeq and is a predicted model, not a curated record. The transcript has 24 exons.